CUUCACUGCCGUUUCACUUGGUUUUAAAGUUCCACGUUUAGAGAACGUAAACAUUCCAACUAAUCCAGCCAGCUUCUUAUACCAAAUUGAAACUUCAAGGUUUCUGGAAUGCAAUGAAACAAUUGUUAAUUUAUACAGGAAACAACCCAUUUCUGCUCAUCCAAGUCAGCAUCAGUAUCCUAACUUUUCACCACAUGAAUUUAACCAACGCCUCAUAAUUGCUAUAGAAGAGUUGAAGAUAAAUCUCGAUCCAUUGCUCAUACGGUUUUGGUUAUUUUCAGGUACUUUAUUGGGUUGGCAUCGCCAAUGUGAUGUUAUACCCUACACUUCGGAUGCUGACUUUGCCACUUGGGCGGUAUAUGGUGAAGAAGUAGAUAAGUUAAUGGAUGAUUUUAAGCAAAAUGAACAUUUGACUGCAAUAGAGAAAUUAGGCAUGAUUGACGUUGGAUUGGAGUAUAAAUUUAGGUGCCAUGGACUAGGGGUUGAUUUAUUCUUCAUUUAUGAAGAGGAAAAUGGUACUUGGUGUGGAAGUCACGGCAGCAAAGAAAGUGGUUACUACAUGAAAUAUUAUUAUCCGGAUUAUAGUUUAUGUUCUGCUGAGCUUUUGGGACAGAAAAUAAACCUACCAUGUGAACCAGAAAGCGUAAUUUUAGCUGAUUAUGGUGUGGAUUGGAUGCAACCUGUUUCAAGUUGGAGUUAUGAACGUUCACCAAAGAAUCGAGGUCCGAAUAUUUUUUGGGAGAAGAGUUUGUUAAACAAA
Messenger RNA from Parasteatoda tepidariorum (common house spider), 760 nucleotides. RefSeq names its product ribitol-5-phosphate transferase FKTN. Lineage: Eukaryota; Metazoa; Arthropoda; Arachnida; Araneae; Theridiidae. The record is from RefSeq and is a predicted model, not a curated record.